Molecule: messenger RNA, 2328 nt
Organism: Hypoxylon fragiforme
Lineage: Eukaryota; Fungi; Ascomycota; Sordariomycetes; Xylariales; Hypoxylaceae
Exons: 3
Coding region: 1-2328 (775 amino acids)
Biological process (GO): actin filament polymerization
Cellular component (GO): actin filament; cytoplasm
Molecular function (GO): actin binding; microtubule binding
Source: RefSeq, a predicted model, not a curated record
AUGUCGCAGUCUACCCGUAUCCGUAUACGCCACAGCGGCCCCAUCUCGGACGAGCCUAGCUAUUCGGAGACAGAGGGACCCAGCGGAGGGUCAUACGAACACCAAGAAGAUUGGUCCGAGAACUCUUACGAGAGCGACGACGACGACGAAUACGAGGAGGACGAAAUUGACCCAGAAGAUUCUGCUUCGACCAGCCCUGCAAGGCGUCACCACGAAACUCGACCUGCGCGCCCUCCAUCCCGGCAGCACAGAACUAUCGCACAAAGAGCACCCUCUCAUUACGACCCUCGGCCGGCGCCGAACACUAACAGCCUGGAUUCAGAGUACGACUACUACGGCCGCGGUGCCGCUUACCCACCGCCCGGCGGUGGGAGUCAGUAUUAUGGUGGUGGCCGCGGCGGUUACCCCCAGAGCCAUGUCGGUGGCUACGCCCCUCCGUAUGGCGGUGGCAAUGGCCAGGUAGUGCCGUACGGGCCUCAGCCCCACUACCAAAACCCAUUCUCCCCCACUCCGAUGAAUGGGAAUGGCGGCGGUAAUUAUUUCAAUAACGAACACAGGUGGCCGCCAGGUAAUGAGAUGAUGCCGUUUGGUGGAGGCGGUCAGAACUAUUAUGGGGGUGCACCGUAUCCUCCUGUACCGCACGCCAUGCAACAAUACCAGUGGUCGCCUCCUCCGCCCCCGCCAACUGACAUCGCCCCCCCUCGAACGCCCGCUCCCCCAGAGCCUCCAAAAGAAGACCCGGAGAAGGAGGCCAUGAAAAAGAAACUGGCUGAGAUUGAAGCCGAACAAAAAAGGAAGGAAGAGGAAGCCAAACAGAAGGAGCUCGAGGCUCAGAUUCGAAAGGAGGCGGAGGCAGCAUUCCAGAGAAAGAUGGAGGAAAUUAAGAGAGAAGAGGAGCUGCGGGCCGAGGAAAGGAAAGCGGCCUUAGAGAGAGCUAAAAAGGAAAUCGAAGAAGCGAGGAAGGAAGCCGAGAGAACAGCGCGAGAAACUAUCGAAGCUGAGAGAAAAGCCGAAGCAGAGCGUGCCCGCAGAGAAGCAGAGGCAAUUGCCCGGGCUGAGCGAUCUGCACGAGAUAAGUUAGAAGCUGAAAGAAAAGCCGAAGAAGAGAGAAAGAAAAGAGAGGCGGAAGCUGCUGCUCUCGCCGAGGCUGCCGCUAAAGCUAAGUUAGAAGCUGCAAUUAGGGCCGAACAGGCGGCUCAGGCGGCUGCUGCCAAGCGGGCCGCAGAAGAAGCAGAGCAAAGGAAGAGGUUUGAGGAGGAUGCGAAGGCCAGAGCCGAGUUAGAAGCCCGCAAAAAGGUCGAAGCUGAAGAAGCGGCCAGGGCUGCGGCUGCGGCCAAGGCUGCUGAAGAGGCGGCAAGACAGAAGAGGUUUGAGGAGGAAGCUAAAGCCAAAGCCGAAAUGGAAGCUCGCAAGAAGGUCGAAGCCGAAGAGGCAGCUAAGGCAGCGGCAGCGGCAGCGGCUGCUGCUGAAGCAGCAAGACAGAAGAGGUUAGAAGAAGAGGCCAAGAUCAAAGCCGAGCUUGAAGCCCGUAAGAAGCUCGAGGAGGAAAAGGCAGCGGCAGAGGCAGCUAAGGCCGCCGAAGACGCUAAAAAGAAAGAGGAGGAGGCUUUCAAGAAGAAGGCUCUCGAGGAGGCAAAGGCAAAGGCCGAGGAGGCGAAUAAGAAAGACAUGGGCAAAGACAAGGCGCCCAUUCGCUUCAAGGACGCCGUUGGGAGAAAGUUCAGCUUCCCUUUCCAUCUAUGUCAAACCUGGCAGGGCAUGGAAGAGCUCAUCAAGCAAGCGUUCUUGCAUGUCGACGUCAUCGGGCCGCAUGUGCAAGCCGGCCACUAUGAUCUUAUCGGACCAAACGGUGAAAUUAUUCUUCCUCAAGUGUGGGAGAAGGUCAUCGAGCCCGACUGGGCGGUCACGAUGCAUAUGUGGCCGAUGGAGCAACGGCCACCUUUAAAUCCAAUGAUGGGACGCGGCCAAGCAGGGCCAGCUCAGAUGGGUGGCCGGCCGCCUGUGAAUAUCAGGAUUCCACUCCAACGUCCUGGUCAACCCCCUGUUCCUCCACAACACACUGGUUUUGUGGGUAUGAACAUGGGCGGCAUGGGCGGUAUGGGUGGCAUGGGUGGCAUGGGCGGCGGUGGGCGACCUCCGGAUGGCCAUGAACGCGGAGCUGGGGGACCGCCUAUCCCGCACGGCGUGCAAGUCAUGCAGGCUAACAAACCUAAGAAGCCAAAGCAGAAGGUCCAAACCGGUGUCCUCGGCUGGAUAGGAGGAAGCGGGAAGACUUCUAAUAAAAAGGGAGGGUCAGUACUCGAAUCCAUCCUAUUCUUCGUUACGUGA